UCCAUUUCACUUUCGAAUUUGACAGAUGUCAGGUAUUCCGGUGACAGGUGUGUUCAAUAAUAAUGAAUAAUUUCGAUGUAAAUAACGUUGAUAAGAUGUGUAGAGCAUGCUUAUCAGGCGAAAAUGAGAUAAUGUCAGCCUUUGAUUCGGAAUUGAGAGACAUGUUCAUAUUUUGCACGUCCUUAGAGUUGUCCAGUGACGACAAGUUGCCCCAAUCAAUCUGUAAUAAAUGCAAAGAGCAACUUGUAAACGCCCACACAUUCAAAAACACCUGUAUCAAGUCAAACACCCUUCUAAAGCAACAUUUAUUAAGCAAUUACGAAAUCGAUGACUUAGAUUUAAAACUUGAUGAUCUCUUCAAAAUCGACUUUGACGAAAAUUGUGAUGAGUCCAAACCUAACUCACCCCAACCCUUAAAACCCCCCGAACUCAACAACCAAAAGCCACGUCGUCAGAAUAAAAACUUCAAGUUUCACUGCGAGACAUGUUCGGAGGGUUUUAACUUAGAGGAUGACUUAGUUUUGCAUCGCAUAGCUCAUCCAAAAGACGGCAUUCCCAAAUGCACAAUUUGUGAUAAAUUAUUCAACACACUAAAGGUCCUAAAACGCCACGUUCGCAUACAUUUCAAGUCGAAACCGUUUGAGUGUGAUCUCUGUUCGCACACUUUCACAGAAUCGGGAAGUUUGACCCGGCAUUUGAGGAAACACAGGGGCGAAAAGCGGCAUUUGUGCACCGUGUGCGGUAAAGGCUUUUACGAAGCCAACGUCUUAGCAGUUCAUAUGAGGACACACACGGGGGAAAAACCGAUCAAAUGUGAAAUUUGCGGCAAAAGAUUCGCAGAUCCGAAUGGACUGAGGAGCCACAUCAAGUCGCAUUCAGGCGAGAAGAAAUAUUCGUGCAAAAUAUGUAAUAAGUGUUUUUCGCAUUCGUUCGUUUUGAAAAAACAUUUGAGGAUACAUAGCGGGGAAAGACCCUACUUGUGUCCAGUCUGUGGUAAAUCAUUCACCCAGAGCCAUUAUGUCUCCGUACAUAUGAGGCAACAUACCGGGGAAUUACCGUACAGUUGCACAGUUUGUAAAAAAAGAUUUGUACAAAACAGCCAACUAGAAAUGCAUCUGCGGACACACACAGGCUACAAACCGUACAUUUGCAAUGUGUGCGGGAAAGCUUGUGCCCGCUCUGGUGAUUUGGUAAUUCACAUGCGGACACACACGGGUGAAAAACCUUUCACUUGCACGGUUUGUCUGAAGAGUUACACAACUUCCAGUCAUUUAAAAGUGCACCUGAGGACACAUAAUGGGGAGAGGAGUCAUCUUUGCACUUUUUGCGGCAAGAGUUUUACGGAGAAUCAGGGGUUGAAGGCCCAUAUUAGAACACAUACUGGCGAAAAACCGUAUAUUUGUGCGGUUUGUGGGCAUGGGUUUGCACAGUCGGGGGCUUUGGCUACUCAUAGGAAGAUACACAAAGUGGGGACGGGGCUUAAGGCUGAUGAUGAAAUCAAAAUUGAGAAUAACCCGCUUUAUUAAAUUUCUCUAUUGACUGAA
This is a messenger RNA of Tribolium castaneum (red flour beetle), 1544 nucleotides long. Its product is annotated as gastrula zinc finger protein XlCGF28.1. Gene Ontology annotation, cellular component: nucleus. NCBI's taxonomy places the organism in Eukaryota, Metazoa, Arthropoda, Insecta, Coleoptera, Tenebrionidae. The transcript has 4 exons. The record is from RefSeq and is a predicted model, not a curated record. Gene Ontology annotation, molecular function: zinc ion binding. Bases 63 to 1526 code for a protein of 487 amino acids.